UCACUAAAAGAUGACACCAUUAAUCACUAAAAUUCUGCAUCAUUAUAUUUUUAUUUUUUGCUUUUAUUCAAAAUUUCGCUAAGAGACUUUUUGGCCAAUUGGCCUAAAUAGAAAAAUGGCCGAAGGUCUAUUCCAUGGGCCGAAAUAAUGUUGUCACAAAUUAUCACAAAUUAGUCACUAAAUCCCUAAAAAGGUUUCAAGGCAAUCGCAAAAAUUUGCCAGGCUGGAUAGGGGGAUCCUACAUUUGUGUUUAUAAUUAAACAACCGCUUUAUUUUCACUUGUCAAAUGACCGGCAAAUGAAAGCCUGAACCCUGCUGAAUAUACUUUCAUUCAUAAAUAGAAUCAUUUGUUUCAAAUUAUAUAUUUUAGACAAUAAUUCAUACACUCUGCCUAAAGGUAGGGCUAUGGACUAGAGUGUUAACUUAAAUUUUUCUGAAAAAAUGGAGCGGGUUGACCACAACUCAAUGUGAAGAAUGCCUUCACUUUGUUAUGAGCGAAAAUUGUGAACGCAAUGAUUGUGAACGAUGCUUAAGAGCUUUUCUUUUCCAGAGAAGAAAAAAAUCAGCUAUAAAUAAAAAAAAAAUUGUUUAUAGAAACAAAUAUUAAUUCUGUGAUCAAAGCAAAGAAAGAGAUUUUACAAGUUAAAAAAAAUAUUAUAUCGCAUAUAUGUGUUUUCAAAAGUAAAACGACAAUUCACCACACCUAAAAAAGUAGUUUAGUUCACCACCAUUUGUCGUUCAAUAUGUAUUACCUGCUUUGAGGCAUUUUCAAAUGCAUUAGAAGGUUCAAAUUCCAAAUUUCAUACACGAAAAACGUAGCCAUAUUCAGUGUUUGUGAGUUUGUUCAAAAAUUGUUGUAUUCCGACUUUCAUUUGCACGGGAGCAUCGAGUUUUGUGUCUUUCUUUCAUCAUUUUUCUGAAGAUAUUUUUAAUAAAUUAAAUUCAGUAACUGAUUUUCUUUACCCACUUAUAAGGUCAAAUAUAUUUGACAGUGUAAUAAUUUUGGCAUUUUCUCUACACGUAGAGCAUCAAUUCUCAACUUACGAGAAAAGAAUUCUUUGAAUAAGUGGAAAAUUUCGUAAUCGAUAGAAACAGUGAAGAACAAGAGAAAGGAUGAAAUUCGUUGAUAUGGAUGUUGAUUGUAUUGAGAGCUGCUUGGAGCACUUAUCAUUCGAUGAACUGUUGAGUGCGGCUGCUUCCAACAAACGAAUUAAUCAGGCGGCCAAGUUUAUUUAUUCUCGAAAAUUUAGUUCAAAAAAAAUUUCGUUCAGUGUAAAUAAAGGAUUUGAAGCACAACUAGUUAAUCGGAUUGUGUAUUUUGGUGACGAUUCAUUAGAAGACCAUUCAUUCAGAGACUUGAAAUCAAGUUUAAAAUUUUUGAGGUGUUUCGGUCAACUUCUAACUAAUAUAGAAAUUCUAUUUCAAAAUGACAUGCAAAAUGAUAUGUUUAUGUUUGGUGACUUUCCCGAUGGGAGAAAUGCACCGAAUAAAUUUAUAUGGACUCAACAUGUAAUUGAGUAUGUAAAUGAAUAUUGCGCCGAAUCUUUACUUGAUGUUCAUUUUUAUGGGAUUCGAGAUUUACCAAAUUAUCUAAAAAAGCCAUUCAGCAGAGUCAAAAACAUCACAUUGGAAAAUUGUUAUUUUUCUGAUUUGGUUGAAAACAAUUGGUUAAAUGACCGUUUUCCAAGAAUGCAAGAACUUCAUUUGAACCUUACUUAUUCGAAUGAUGUUGGUUCAUUUAAAUUUAUUGAGAAUUGUUUUGGAUUUUUGGAGCAUUUGAACAUUUCUAUGCAAGUAUUUUAUUGCACGGACGAUCAUUAUAGAAUUGUUGAGCCAGGAAUUAAUUCAUUCAGAAGAAAUAUUUUGGCGCUCUUUCAUUUAAAUCCACAAUUAAAGCAUUUGGAAAUUUUUGCAGCGGACUUUUUCUAUAAAAAAUGUCCUUUUAUUGGCGCAAAUGAUCUUCAAAGCGUGAACAAGAGUCUUCAAAAUCUCGAGAGUUUAAAACUCAAUAUACAUUACCAAUUCAAUUCUGGAUUUAAUGGUGAUUUUAUCCACUUUAAGAAUCUAAAAA
Contarinia nasturtii (swede midge) is the source of this 2071-nucleotide messenger RNA. RefSeq lists its product as uncharacterized. The annotation marks the transcript as partial. Lineage: Eukaryota; Metazoa; Arthropoda; Insecta; Diptera; Cecidomyiidae. The transcript is spliced from 2 exons. The record is from RefSeq and is a predicted model, not a curated record.